AUGAACAAGGCAUUCGGAUCUGCCCUGCUUUUGGUUGUUGCAGCUUUCUCCGGCAUAGCUGCCGCUCCUUGCAAUACUGUUGCCUUGUCGAAACUUUUUGUGACGGGAAAUGUGACAUCGUGUCGGGCAGACUCAGGGUACGACCCCACGUCUAUGGCAGUGCCGACUGAUGCGCAGAUCACAGCAGUCUGCAAUAGCGAUGCGUGCAAGAAAUCGAUCGGCGCGAUCAAAGAAGUCGCGCCUGAAGAAUGCACAGUUGGUUCCAUCCGUUUGUACGCGGACGUCCUCAACCCCUUAUCGGAGCGUUGUGGUCUAAGCUCGGGGUCUGGACCCAAUACUGGAUCAGUUGCUGGAAACACAAGUUAUCCUGCAAACACCAACACAACCGGGUCAGCGGCAAACACUUCACAGCCCAACGCGCGUACAAACUCUAGCUCACCUUCGCCAAAUGCUGCUGCUAGCAAUGAAGGCGCUGACGCUCUGACCAUUCCGAUGUUUGCUGCUAUCGCAGUGCUUGUUGCAAUGGUUACUUUGCUUCUAUAA
Messenger RNA from Peronospora matthiolae, 543 nucleotides. Lineage: Eukaryota; Oomycota; Peronosporomycetes; Peronosporales; Peronosporaceae. The record is from the annotation of a GenBank genome assembly.